UUCGUUCACCAAUGACUAAAAUCGCGAUACUCCCAUCCGUCCCACUCUACAAAAAAGAAAGGAUAAUGAACGCAAGGUAUAAAAAGGGCUGUCACGAAGAGUUUCAAAAGUCACAUGGAGGCAUAUUCAAUCGCGGUUUUGGAAGUCUGCAUUUUUUGAGAAACCAUCGCACGCCUAAAUCAGGUAAAAUCCAGACUUAGAAAUGGAUCGUGCUGCAUCACAGGGGGACGAGAACAGACUAGCAUUGAAAAUAAAAAAACAAUGUAGCGAUAUGAAAAAUGUCAAUGGCAUGACUGUGUACAAGUUGCCGUUGAAAACAAUGUCAAAGUUCUCGGGAGCUUCCCCCAUCGUCCAGCGGUUCUCCUUCGGUGAGCCCAAUCGUUCAGGAAACAUGACAUGUAAAACCAUUCUUCUGAUGGGUGCCACGGGUUCUGGAAAGUCCACCAUGAUCAACGCCAUGAUCAAUUACGUACUGGGUGUUCAAUGGAAAGAUCCUUUUCGUUUUAUACUCGUCGAUGAAAAAGAAACAUCUCAAGCUUUCAGUCAGACAAGAGAAGUUACGGCGUACGACAUCCAUUAUACAAAUGGUUUCCGAAUUCCUCAUUCGCUGACGAUUGUCGACACUCCUGGAUUCGGCGAUACGGGAGGUAUCGGACGCGAUCAAGAAAUCACUGCAGCCGUCAAACAAUUUUUUGAAGACAAAGAUGGCAUUCAAGAACUGGACGCAGUUGGCUUUACUGUGCAGUCUUCUCAAGUUCGACUCACGGACACUCAACAAUACAUUUUUAGCUCAGUGUUGUCCAUUUUUGGCAAAGAUAUCAAAGAAAACGUCCGUUUCCUGGUCACUUUCUCUGAUGGAGGGCAACCUCCUGUCUUAGCGGCCAUUAAGGAGGCUAAACUACCUUGUCUACUGAACUCCAACGGGGAGCCGUGUCACCAGAGUUUUAAUAACCGUGCAAUAUACGUCUCGAAUCAGACGCCAGGUGAUCGUUACGCUCCAAUCGACUGGGAAUGCGCAAUGGAAAAUUUUCAAUCAUUUUUUGCUGACCUGUCCAAAAUGCCGAUCAAAUCGCUGCAACUCACCAAGGAGGUUAUGAUCAGCCGGGAAAUUCUGCAUAACACUAUUGCCAGUUUAGAGACGACCAUUCAAGCGCACCUGAUGAAGAUGGAAGAACUGCGGAAGAUUGAGGAAACCAUCGCCCUGCACAAAAAUCAUAUUGACGCCAAUAAGAACUUUGAGAUGACGGUGACUGUACCUAAGAAGAAAAAAGUUGACGUCGACGACCACCUAACGGCCAUGAACUGUAGGAUAUGUGAAGUAACUUGCCAAUUUCCUUACAAUCCGAAAACGUGGGCGAAUGUUGUGAAUUCGUUGGUUAGGAAUGAUAUUAAAUCUGCUAUUACGAGCGCAGUAGGGGCUGUGCUAGAUUUUUUUUCAUCGGAAACAUCGUGCAAGUUCUGCCCUGGAAGGUGCCACCACGAAUCUCAUUCAGAGGAAAGUGCUACCUGGAAAUAUGUCCAAGUAGAAGAAACUCGCACUCUCUAUGAAAUUCGUAAAAAAUACGACGACGCAAAGGAAAAGACGCUAAAUGCUGAAGAACUGAAGGACGCCUUAGAAGGCGAGGUAGAGCAGCUGAAAUCGGACGUCAUUAAGGCAAUGAAUAAGAUCAUUCAGUGUUCAAAUGAAUUAAACAAGAAAGCACUGAAAACUGAUCCGUUGACCACUCCCGAAUAUAUUAAGCUUUUGAUUGAAAAUGAACAAAGGGAAAAGAAACCCGGAUACUUGGAGAGAAUCAAGAGUUUGAAGGACCUAUUGGCGAAGGCUAAACUUAUGAAGGAUGUGCUUGGCGGUAACUUGGCCAAGCAGUUCAAGAAGAUCUAGACGCAUCGAAAGAAAUGCUGAAACAAACAAAAUUUCUUUUUAUUGUUUAACAUUUUCUACGGGUUUUCGGGUGAGCAAAAGGGAAUUUUUCUUUAGUGUACUUCAUAAUCUUCAAAAGUUUCAUUUCAGUCUUUUUUAUAAGUUAGUUGAUAUUGAUAUAUUGA
Molecule: messenger RNA, 2046 nt
Organism: Daphnia carinata
Lineage: Eukaryota; Metazoa; Arthropoda; Branchiopoda; Diplostraca; Daphniidae
Exons: 3
Coding region: 203-1882 (559 amino acids)
Molecular function (GO): GTP binding
Source: RefSeq, a predicted model, not a curated record